AUGAGUAUUGCUUGUUAUAUAAUAUUUCCACAAGUUUAUUCAUUGGAUUUGGUACAAAAUUCAUUUAUAAUGAAAAUAACAUUAUUAAUUGAAGCCACAUUAAUAUUUCAUAAUGUAUUUGCAUUAAUACAAUGUGCAUUAUUAUUAUCAUAUACAAUAUUAGCAAUAUAUCAAGUAUUACAUUGUGAAUUGGCUAUUAUAAAUAAGAAUUUUUUAAAAUUAUUAAAAAAAUUACAAAAUGGUCAUAGAAUCAAUACAAAAGAAUUGAAACAAUUAAAAUUUAUUUUAAAUCAACAUAUAACAUUAUCAUAUUAUAUAUUAAGACCGGAUAAAACAACAUGGAGUCAGGCAUUAUAUUAUUAUGCAUUAAUCAGCAUACCGAUCAAUGUAACAAUAAUGUGUGAAUUGAUUGUUGAAGAUUUAUUACCUGAAACCAAAUUAUUAAUCAUUAUGAUUGCUAUUGUACAUGGUAUAACUGGUUCUUUUCCAUUUUUAUUAGCAGCAAAUAUGUCAAGUGAUUUUCAUUCAAUCAAAGAUUAUUUACCUGCAAUGCAAUUACAAUUAAAACGUUCAACACAUUUACGAUUGAAAUUAAAAUAUGAUGAUCUUUAUGAACGAUUAAUAACUGGACGAAAAAUUUCCUAUACAUUUGGUACACUUGGUAAUUUAACAUUUCGUGGUCUGUUUGAAGCAUUUCUUGGCUAUAUUAUCGGUAAACUUUAA
Messenger RNA from Dermatophagoides pteronyssinus (European house dust mite), 723 nucleotides. RefSeq lists its product as uncharacterized. NCBI's taxonomy places the organism in Eukaryota, Metazoa, Arthropoda, Arachnida, Sarcoptiformes, Pyroglyphidae. The record is from RefSeq and is a predicted model, not a curated record.